This is a messenger RNA of Lepus europaeus (European hare), 1455 nucleotides long. RefSeq names its product keratin, type II cuticular Hb6-like. NCBI's taxonomy places the organism in Eukaryota, Metazoa, Chordata, Mammalia, Lagomorpha, Leporidae. Gene Ontology annotation, cellular component: keratin filament. Gene Ontology annotation, molecular function: structural constituent of skin epidermis. The coding region runs from base 1 to 1455 and encodes 484 amino acids. The record is from RefSeq and is a predicted model, not a curated record. The transcript has 9 exons. Gene Ontology annotation, biological process: intermediate filament organization; keratinization.
AUGACUUGCCGAUCGUCUUGUCUGAGCUCCCGCAGUGGAGCCCGCACCACCAGCUGCUGUGUGUCCGCCCAGAGGCACAGCUUUGGCCGCACCUUCAGCUGCGCCUCGGCCUGCGGGCCCCGGCCCAGCCGCUGCUGCAUCACCGCCGCCCCCUACCGCGGCGUCGCUUGCUACCGCGGCCUCAGCCAAGGCUUCGGCAGCCGCAGCCUCUGCGGUGGAGGCUUCCGCGCUGGCUCCUGCGGCCGCAGCUUCGGCUACCGCUCGGGCGGCGUAUGCAGGCCCAGCGCCCCCUGUAUCACCACCGUGUCGGUCAAUGAGAGCCUCCUGACGCCCCUCAACCUGGAGAUCGACCCCAACGCACAGUGCGUGAAGCACAAGGAGAAGGAGCAGAUCAGAGGCCUCAACAGCAAGUUCGCCGCCUUCAUCGACAAGGUGCGCUUCCUGGAGCAGCAGAACAAGCUGCUGGAGACCAAGCUGCAGUUCAUCCAGAAUCGCAAGUGUUGCAAGAGCAACCUGGAGCCACUGUUCAGCGGCUACAUCGAGACGCUGCGGCGGGAGGCCGAGUGCGUGGAGGCCGACAGCGGGCGGCUGGCCUCCGAGCUCAGCCGUGUGCAGGAGGCGCUGGAGGGCUACAAGAAGAAGUAUGAAGAGGAGGUGGCUCUGAGGGCCACAGCGGAGAACGAGCUUGUCAGAAUCAAGCAGGGGGUCAACGGUGCCUAUGCGUGCAAGGCAGACCUGGAGGCCAAUGCCCACAGUCUGGUGGAGGAGAUGAGUUUCCUGAGGGCCUUGUAUGAGGAGGAGAUCCGCGUGCUGCACGCCCACAUCUCUGACACCUCGGUUGUGGUCAAGAUGGACAACAGCCGGGAACUGAGCAUGGACUCGAUUCUGUCUGAGAUCAAGGCUCAGUACGACGACAUCGCCACCCGCAGCCGGGCUGAGGCCGAGUCCUGGUACCGCAGCAAGUGCGAGGAGAUGAAGGCCACGGUGAUCCGGCACGGGGAGACCCUGCGCCGCACCAAGGAGGAGAUCAACGAGCUGAACCGCUUGAUCCAGAGGCUGACGGCCGAGGUGGAGAACGCCAAGUGCCAGAACACCAAGCUGGAGGCGGCUGUGACGCAGUCUGAGCAGCAGGGCGAAGGGGCACUGAAUGAUGCCAGGAGCAAGCUGGCGGGGCUGGAGGCCGCCCUGCAGAAGGCCAAGCAGGACAUGGCGUGCCUGCUCAAGGAGUACCAGGAGGUGAUGAACUCCAAGCUGGGCCUGGACAUCGAGAUCGCCACCUACCGCCGCCUGCUGGAGGGCGAGGAGCACAGGCUGUGUGAAGGCGUCCGUGCUGUGAAUGUCUGUGUGAGCAGCUCCCGGGGUGGAGCUGUGUGUGGGAGCCUCUCCACCACCCGCACCUGCGGCAUCGACUCCCGUGGGAUGGGCGCGGGUGGCAGCUGCUGCAAGAAGUGUUAG